Molecule: messenger RNA, 2681 nt
Organism: Polyodon spathula (Mississippi paddlefish)
Lineage: Eukaryota; Metazoa; Chordata; Actinopteri; Acipenseriformes; Polyodontidae
Product: YTH domain-containing family protein 1-like
Exons: 4
Coding region: 16-1713 (565 amino acids)
Biological process (GO): mRNA destabilization
Cellular component (GO): cytoplasm
Molecular function (GO): mRNA binding; N6-methyladenosine-containing RNA reader activity
Source: RefSeq, a predicted model, not a curated record
CUUCUCUCCAUAUGAAUGAUUAACAGUGUGUGUGUGUGUUGUUUUUUAGUGCAAAAUGGUUCACUGCAUCAGAAGGACACUGUUCAUGACAACGAUUUUGAACCAUACCUCACCGGUCAAUCUAAUCAGAGCAAUAGCUAUCCAUCCAUGACAGAUCCCUAUUUACCCAGUUAUUAUGCCCCUUCCAUCGGAUUCCCCUACUCCCUUAGCGAAGCGCCCUGGUCAACGGGUGGAGACCCUCCCAUUCCUUUCUUGACUACCUAUGGACAGCUAAGUAAUGGAGACCACCAUUUUAUGCACGAUGCUGUUUUCGGCCAGCCUGGGGGACUUGGAAGCAAUAUUUAUCAACAUAGGUUUAACUUUUUCCCUGAAAACCCAGCCUUUUCAGCGUGGGGAACUAGCGGCUCUCAGGGACAGCAGACUCAGAGCUCCGCUUAUGGCAGCAGCUACAGCUACCCGCCAAGUUCCUUGGGUGGGACUUUGGUAGAUGGACAGACAGGCUUUCAUAAUGACACUUUGAAUAAAGCCCCAGGUAUGAACAGCAUUGAGCAAGGCAUGGUGGGACUUAAGAUCGGGGCCGAUGUGUCAGCAUCUGCUGUGAAAACGGUAGGUUCUGUCAUCAACAGUACAGGGAUUAGUGGUGCAGUGACAGGGAACGGCAGUACCACACUUGGCAUGUCUGCGCCCAAGCCCGCCUCCUGGGCUGCCAUUGCUAGUAAACCGGCCAAGCCGCAACCAAAAAUUAAGACCAAGUCUGGGGUGCCAAUGGCAGGGGGGGCUUUGCCUCCACCGCCCAUAAAACACAACAUGGACAUCGGCACUUGGGAUAACAAAGGCCCAGUGACUAGAGUCCCUACUCCACAGCAGCAGCUGGCCAUGUCACCUCAGUCUGCAGCCCAGCAAAUGCAGCUUGUCUCUGCACAGCCCCAGCACCAGAUACCCCCUCAGCAGUACCAGAACAUGCAGCCCCAAAACCGUUGGGUGGCUCCGCGGAAUAGAAAUGCUGGCUACGGUGGCCAGGGUGCUGACAGCAACUCUACCGGCAAUGCCUCCUCGGGCAACGCCAUCCCUGGUACCGAGUCCCAUCCUGUGCUAGAGAAGCUGCGAGCUGCUCACAGUUACAACCCCAAGGACUUUGACUGGAACUUGAAGAACGGGCGGGUGUUUAUCAUCAAGAGCUACUCUGAGGACGACAUUCAUCGCUCCAUCAAGUACUCCAUCUGGUGCAGCACUGAACACGGAAACAAGCGCCUGGACAGUGCCUUCCGCACCAUGAACAGCAAGGGUCCCGUCUAUCUGCUGUUCAGUGUCAACGGCAGCGGACACUUCUGCGGCGUGGCCGAGAUGCGCUCCCCUGUGGACUAUGGCACGAGCGCUGGCGUCUGGUCUCAGGACAAGUGGAAAGGCAAGUUUGACGUCAAGUGGCUGUUUGUCAAGGACGUUCCCAACAGUCAGCUCCGACACAUCCGCCUGGAAAACAAUGACAACAAACCUGUCACUAACUCUCGAGACACGCAGGAGGUGCCCUUGGAGAAAGCCAAGCAGGUGCUUAAAAUUAUCGCGACCUACAAGCAUACCACCUCAAUCUUUGAUGACUUUUCACACUACGAAAAACGGCAGGAGGAAGAGGAUGUUGUUCGCAAGAACUUUGAGCCUGCUCCGACCCAGAACCGUUCCAGAUUGGAUCAGGUACAGUAUCAGCUAUUGCAGUGAUCUACUGUGGGAAGGAUCACCAAAGUCGAAGCAAACAGUAGAAGAAUAUAUUAAAGGCUUGAUAUACACUUUACCUGGACUGUUUUUUUUUGUUUUUUUUUUCCCUUUUGAUUUAAAAAAAACAAACUACAUUUUUUUUUUCUGUUCAAUUCUGGUGAUGUCGGCCAGCAUUAUUGAGACUUACGCUUUCUGCUCCAAUGUUAACUUCUUGUGAAGUUCUGUUUCAUUUAUAACUUCUGUUUCAUUUAUUGGUAGUUGCAUAUUUUCUAUUUCUUUAGCUGGACUGGUCCUUUUUUCCCCCCUUUGUAAUUUCUUUCAUUUCACAAAAAACAGUACUUCUCUUUGCCAGUGUUGUCUUGUUCUUGCAAUUGAUAGCUAAGAUGUAGUACUCUUCUGAUCCAAAAGGUGGCACUGUUUUACACAGUCUUUGGACGGAAGAGGACCACAGCUUGUUUUUUUGGUUGACCAGAAUAUUAUGAACCAGUAAUUGUUUCUGACUUCAUCUUAUAUGAUAUUGUAGCAUUAAUUGUUAAAAUUGUUACACUGAUGCUUUUUUGUUCAUGUGUUUAAUCCAGUCUGAAAAUGAGAGCAUUUACAACUUUUUAAAGUUAAUUUUUUGUUGACUUUUUUUUGUUUUUAAACAUACAAUGAUGUGGUGAUGUUGACAUUACAAUGUUUGAAUAACUUUCCAAAUCACUUAAUUUACUGUAACUUUGUAACUUUUUUUAUUUUCUGUUAACAACAUAUUGCACAUUUAAAAAAAAAAAAAAAAAAAAAAAAAAAAAAGUUUUGCUGUUUGUCUUCAGUAAUGCUAAGCUUUAAUGUAGGAGCAUAUAGUCAUGGACAAAGCCUCAAAUGUGUAACCUGAAAUUAAUGUUACUGAUUUAAUUGUCAAGAGGGGGGGGGGGGGCGGACACACGAAGAACUGUGGUUGUUUUUUUUUUUUUUUUUUGGAGGAAAUGAUAUUU